Saccharomycopsis crataegensis is the source of this 474-nucleotide messenger RNA. RefSeq names its product Snx3p (gene SNX3). Gene Ontology annotation, cellular component: early endosome membrane; retromer complex. The record is from RefSeq and is a predicted model, not a curated record. The transcript has a single exon. Gene Ontology annotation, molecular function: phosphatidylinositol-3-phosphate binding. Gene Ontology annotation, biological process: late endosome to Golgi transport; endocytic recycling. The coding region runs from base 1 to 474 and encodes 157 amino acids. NCBI's taxonomy places the organism in Eukaryota, Fungi, Ascomycota, Saccharomycetes, Ascoideales, Saccharomycopsidaceae.
AUGGCCUUCAAAUCUUUUGAGCAAUCGCUCCCCCACAGUAACACGCCCAAGUUCAAGCAGCAGACUUUUGAUGAAAUCUACGGCGAGCCAGAGAACUUUCUUGAAGUCGAGGUCAUCAACCCUCUAACACAUGGAAUGGGUCGAAAUGCCUUUACUGACUACGAGGUGGUGUGCAGAACCAAUAUCCCGGCAUUCCGCAAACGUCUGUCGCGAGUUCGCCGUCGUUACUCCGAUUUUGAGAGCUUUAGAGCUGCAUUACAGAAUGAGUCCUCCAGAGUGGUGAUCCCUCCAUUGCCUGGGAAGAUAUAUUUGGCAAAGAAUCGACUUGAUGAUUUGGAAAUUGAACAGCGAAGAGAAGGGUUGGAAAAGUUCUUGUCAAUUAUAGCUGGUCAUCCGCUACUUCAGACUAGUAAUUCCAAAUUGUUGACUAGUUUUAUUCAGGACCCAGUGUGGGAUAAGCAUCGCUGGCUAUGA